AUGACCAUGACAAAAUCACGUCACCGCCAACGCCCGCCGCUUGUCCACGAUCGGUGCCCGUUCUGCAGGAACCUGACGCCAGGCGCGCCCGAUGAGGAUGGCGACGGACUUCAUGCAACUCUAUCGAUCGUGGACUUGCGCUCGGACUGGCUGUUCAAAGCCAACGUCUGGAUCGAUCACUGCAGGACUAAUCACUCCUGCGACGGCGGCCUGAGUGCCAAAGCCAAAACGAUAGUUGUUGAAACUUCAGCUGAAGAGAAUGCGGAAGGGAUCGGAGAAGGGCCUUCAACAUCAUCAUCAACAAGGACCUCGAAGAUUCGCAGCUUACCUAACGUCGAUGACUCCCCAUGCCCCGGGGACCGCCCGCCGCCGCGAUUGCCACGCAAAGUUUUGGACCUCAGACUGUUCUCCAGCAAAGGCAAACUGCGUCUACUGGAGCCAGAGGGAAUGUGUGGUGUCUACGUCUGCCUGAGCUACACAUGUGACCGGCAAAACACCUGCGUGACGACCCCUGACAGCUUGCAGUCGAACUUGGACAACAUCCCUUACGACCAACUUCCGCAGACGUACAAGGACGCUGUGACAGUGGCGCUGGCUCUGAACUUUCCUUUCCUGUGGAUCGAUGGCCUGUGUAUCAUUCAGGGCGACAAAGACUCUGUAGACUGGAAAGAGCAGUCUUCCCAAAUGGCAGACGUAUACGAAAACGCUGUGCUGGUGAUUGCGACCGCAAGUUGCACGAGCGUCGAGGAUGGAGUUUUGUCUACGGCACGGCCUUCCCGAGAUCUCACAAAGUUCGAGGGCCACCACCAUACGCAGCCGCGUCUGGAAGUGCACGCGCGUCCCAUGCUCAACCACAGCCGGCUCGGCUGGUCCAAUCUGGCUAAGCCCAAGGCGGAGGGGACCCUGAGCCGCAGCUGGUGCUUCCAGGAGGAGAUUCUUGCGGCCCGCCUGCUGACGUUCUACGGGGGGGAGAUGAACUUCCAGUGCCUCGAGGAAGAGUACCGGUUCGACCCCUACGAGACGCCGAACUGGAUGUGGCAAAGCGCCGUCGAGCACUACACGCGGCGGAGGCUGACUGCCGCCACGGACAGACUGGUCGCUAUCUCCAGCAUGGCCCGGGUGGCCCAAUUAGCUCUGCGGACGAGAUACGUCGCUGGGCACUGGUGGGACGCGGACUUCCUCUGCAGCCUUUGCUGGGCGCCGGUGCGGACCGAGGAGACGGAGCGGACGUUCUCGGCGGACUGCUACGUCGCGCCGUCCUGGUCUUGGGCCGCGCACAACGGGCCUGUGACGAUGUGGAUCCCGUACGCGGGCUCUGAGGAGCCCGUCACGCCGCGGGCCGACGACGUUGGCGCUGUCUCGAGCGGGAACAUCGCCGUCCGCGGAGUCUUUCUCGGGCUGGCGGUCGAUACAAAGCCGAGAGAAUAG
Molecule: messenger RNA, 1428 nt
Organism: Colletotrichum destructivum
Lineage: Eukaryota; Fungi; Ascomycota; Sordariomycetes; Glomerellales; Glomerellaceae
Product: Putative heterokaryon incompatibility
Exons: 3
Coding region: 1-1428 (475 amino acids)
Source: RefSeq, a predicted model, not a curated record